AUGGCCUCCUCGCUCCGCCUAUGCCCCGCAGGCGCCCUCGCCUUCCGCGCCACGUCGGGCCGCCGGUCAGUCGCCUCCUGCGCGUCAGGCCUCCGACUUACCAAGCGGCGAGGAAGUGUGCUGAGGCUGUGCAGCGCUCGCCCUACCGCUCCGGCGUCGGACGGCGAGUGGUGGGCGAACGCGUGGUGGGCGACGGAGCUCACCCCGGAGGAGCUCCCCACGCAGGAAACCGACGCGCCGACGACCGGGCACGGCAAGGAGGAGCUGGACGCCAUACGGAACGCCCUCGUCGACGAGCCCCUACGGCCGAUCCUGCUCGCCCUGAGCGAGAUCAGGGACCGCGGCCACUUCUUCCGCUGCCGCAGCUACCACGCCGGGAUCGUCGCUGGCCCAUUGCUAUUGAUCGCUGCUUUUUGCCAGCUCGGUAAAUUAGUACCGCACCUUUUUGUGGAUAUAAUUCUUGGAUAUAUAUUCUACAAGUUGAGUGUUUUAGCAGCAGAACUGAAAAGGAAUGGGAAGUCAAACCACAUGUGUGCUCGGAUACAGCUCGUUAUGUUAUUUAUAUUGUCAUUCAAGAACAACAACAACAUGGCUUUCUUGGGUGUUUACCGCCUCAUCACGGAGUUGAUUUGGAUGUUUGGUCUUCAAGUGUACAUAGGAGCUGUGAUCUAUGAAACCGGUGACGUGGAGGAACCAAGAUUCCACUUGCUAGGAAUUUACAAGAUACUGAAAACUAAAGGUGGUCUGAUGAGGGUGAUCAAGAAUACCUUUAGGGAAUAG
Messenger RNA from Lolium rigidum, 780 nucleotides. RefSeq lists its product as uncharacterized. The coding region runs from base 1 to 780 and encodes 259 amino acids. The record is from RefSeq and is a predicted model, not a curated record. The transcript has 5 exons. NCBI's taxonomy places the organism in Eukaryota, Viridiplantae, Streptophyta, Magnoliopsida, Poales, Poaceae.